Molecule: messenger RNA, 1782 nt
Organism: Atta colombica
Lineage: Eukaryota; Metazoa; Arthropoda; Insecta; Hymenoptera; Formicidae
Product: neuropeptides capa receptor-like
Exons: 3
Coding region: 94-1782 (562 amino acids)
Biological process (GO): neuropeptide signaling pathway
Cellular component (GO): plasma membrane
Molecular function (GO): neuromedin U receptor activity
Source: RefSeq, a predicted model, not a curated record
AGAAAAAAUGUCCUGAUUUUGCUAUGAAUUAUUAAAAAAUUAAAAAAUUAUUAAUGUAAGGAGUAAAGGAUUUUCCAAGCACGCACGCAUCAAAUGAUUGGGAUGGCCCGCAUCCUAUCAAACAGCACUUACUUAAAAAUCAGCUACGAUGAUCUGGCGUCGUCAUCGGAGCAUUAUUUCAAUGAUACGUACGUAGACGUCUUAGGAUCGACGAGCAUGUCGUCCGGCUCAUAUCGGGAUUCUCUGUACGUGGUAAUACCAGUGACUGUAAUCUACGCGGCAAUCUUCCUCACGGGCAUCAUCGGCAACGUCAGCACGUGCAUCGUGAUUGCGCGCAAUAAGUCUAUGCACACCGCCACGAACUAUUAUCUCUUUAGCUUGGCCGUAUCAGACCUGUUGCUAUUAGUGUCGGGUCUACCAGCGGAGAUGUACCUGGUCUGGUGCAAGUAUCCCUAUAUCUUCGGUGAGGGUUUCUGCGUACUGCGUGGCCUCGCAUCGGAGACAUCCACAAAUGCAUCAGUACUCACUAUUGCUUCCUUUACCGUCGAAAGAUAUGUGGCAAUCUGUCAUCCAUUCCUCUCGCAGACCUUAUCGAAUCUCUCCCGUGCGAUUAAACUGAUCCUGAUAAUAUGGCUAGUAGCGUUAUUGUUCGCACUACCACAAGCCUUGCAGUUUGGUGUAGUCCGACAUAACGAGCAUUCGGACAUGGUGAUGUGCACAGUCAAGAGAAUCAUCGUCAGCCACUCGUUCGAGCUCUCCACGUUCCUGUUCUUCGUGAUACCGAUGUGUCUGAUUACGUUUCUCUACGUGCUGAUCGGCCUCAAGCUCAGAAAGUCGAACAUGACUGUCCCAGGUAGAACUGAGUCGAGAAACUGCAGACAUUAUCCUGGACGAUCAUCUAGGAGAGUGUUAAAGAUGCUAGUUGCUGUUGUGAUAGCGUUCUUCAUUUGUUGGGCCCCAUUUCAUGUGCAGCGAUUGAUCGCUAUAUAUGGUACUAAUACAGAAGACCACAUCACAUCGAAUGGUCCAUGGAUGGAAUUUCUUUAUCUUCUAAUGACUUACGUGUCAGGCGUAUUCUAUUACGUGUCCACAACCAUCAAUCCAAUCCUUUACAAUAUUAUGUCGAACAAAUUUCGCAUAGCGUUUAUGGAGACAUUAUCGAAGAGCUUCAGACUCGCUGGAUUGCCAGCACAUAACGAGCAACGAUCCUAUUCUAGCUUGUCGCGAUCUCAACAAAAGAUCAUCGGCGCUUAUGGCUCAAGAAUAGCGGAAGCCAAUGGAGAAUCCGAUAUAAUUGCGGACAGCAAUUACACGGAAGGUUCGAGGAAUUCAUUGAAAGAGAGUCAACAACAGUCUAUACAUAAUCCAGAAAAUUUACCGAUAUCUACCAGAGUUCUGGAUGCAACUCAGACGAACUCAAUACGGAGCGAACACGCAAAAAACAGCAACGAUAUCCUGCCAAAGAAGAAUAAUCCGCGGUUAUUAUUAUUAACCAGCGGGCAUCACAAGAAUCGAUCAAUUCAUAGGAAUCAAGAAGCUUCGUGGAUAAAGAAAACAAAGUAUAAAAACGUGCACAUAAAAAUGUCCAAUAUAGAUAGUUCUGAUAAGAAAUGGUGGAGAUUUUUUAAGUGGUUCCCCGAUUUGAAAGUCCUCAGGUUUUCCAGGAGUUCGACCGUGCCUGAGGAUCGUGUGUUUGAUGAGAAUCCCCGCGAGGAGCUGUCGAUGACAAUGUGGAAUGUCCGUAAUAACAACAAACAGCGAUUUAUGUAUGUAGAACAUUAG